Eimeria tenella is the source of this 4275-nucleotide messenger RNA. RefSeq lists its product as uncharacterized. The transcript has 14 exons. The record is from RefSeq and is a predicted model, not a curated record. The coding region runs from base 1 to 4275 and encodes 1424 amino acids. Gene Ontology annotation, cellular component: plasma membrane. Gene Ontology annotation, molecular function: mechanosensitive monoatomic ion channel activity. Lineage: Eukaryota; Apicomplexa; Conoidasida; Eucoccidiorida; Eimeriidae. Gene Ontology annotation, biological process: monoatomic anion transport; transmembrane transport.
AUGUUCGGUUUUUUUGGCGGGGUGAACGAGCCGGAGGAGAAGGAAGACAAUUCGGAGAGCGACGAGGAGCAAAGUGAAGUUCAAAAUAAAUGUUUGAGUUCGCUCAAGGAGUUUUGCUGCGCCGUUUUCCCCAACACGUACCCUUUCUUCUGGCUGCUGCUGCCCUUCGUCGUGUGUGGCGUUCUGGCUGCUGCCUCCUAUGGCGACCAGUCAGACACCAGCCAAGAGGGGCUUCUUGUGUUCUCCACAGAAAACCAUUUCCACCACACCAACAGCACCACCCCGGAGUCCCAAACAGUAUUCGUGAAGCAAAUGAGCACACGGGAACUGACCUUGCAAGGCGUCUGGGUUCUUGCCUGCAUUUCCCUGGCGAACGCGGCUGCAUGGCUCGGCUGCAUGGUGGCCAGGGCCGUGGGCUUGACGCUGAUUGUCAACAUUGGAUUGUGUCAAAACCAAAGCAUUUCUUCUUUGCUCGCGACCGUCGACCCGGAGUUGGUUUACUUCCUCUGGAGUGUCGGCAUGCACAUGUUCUGGCAGAGGACAGUCAGACAAGGAAGGCUGUUUGGGGUGAAGGCCGUUGAAGACGGGAAGAGGGAGGCGGUGCUGCAGCUCUAUGAAACCCCCUUGUUUGGUCCUUCUGUGUUCGUCUCGGCAUCCAUGGCGAAGUGCCAUAAUGUUCUUAGUCUUGUCGUCAUUGUCCUUACUGCCAGGAGGCUGCUGCGAAGCAUCAUGGUUUUCUACUUCGAGCUCGGCUUCAUGGCAAGCAUGAGCGGACAGCUCGUCAAAUACCUCACCAAAUACGCGGCACUUAGAAAGCUCAACACCAAAUGGUCGGCUACUGUUGCUGCUGUUGCUACUGCUGCUGCUGCUGCUACUGCUGCUGCAACCGCUGCUGCUACUGCCACUGCCCCUGCUGCAGCUGCUGCACCUGUUGCGGCUGCGGCUGCAAGCCUGAAUUGCCGGCGCCGCCGCUGCGGCCUGGACUUCGAAGGAGGUGACAGAAAUUUUAAUUUUGCGGCUGCGUACCAACUCUGCAAGGGGACAGUCUCCCGAGAUAGUGGGGCUGGCAGCCAGGAAGAAGACGAGGCCCUCGAGGCGGACAGGGGCCCCCGUUUGGACGUGGAGGCCCUGAGAAGGGGCAGGAGCGUAGCUUCUGUUACCUCUCGCUUUUCACAGAGUGCCCACGCGGGCCCUGCCCUCUCUUGCAUUCCCAGCCAGCUGACCCGCUCUUCAAUUGAACGCUGCAAGCACAGCCGCGUGCACCACUGGCUGCUGCUGCAGUACGUGGCAGUUUUCCCCCCCGCUGUGUUCCUGAAGGGGGAGCGCAUAGAAAUUGACUCCAAGGCCAAGGCUCGGUCUGUGUCUGACCGUCUCUUUAUGGCGCUGGCGCAGGACGCAGCAGAGCUGGAAGCAGAAGGACAUUCCAGAGAAUCUCCUGAUCUCAGGCACAGAGCGGACCCUGCUGCGGACGGGCUGCAGCAAGGAAGGCCACCGCAGCAGCAAACCGAACACGAAAGGACUGUCAACUGGCUGGGCAGUCCAGCGCUGCGCAAGGUCGUCACAGUUGGCCCCAGCGACGACUCAAGCGUGACUGCGAUAGCAGCGCCAGCAGCAACAGCAGCAGCAGUAAAGGCGAGAGGUGCAUCAGGAACAACGGUAGCAGCAGCAGCAGCAGCAAGGCUGUACCCCACAGACGCGUCUACGCUGCCCGCUAACAACAGCACCACCGCCACAGACCCAAUGGCUGCUGAAGAAGGCGCUUGCCGGGCCUCUUCUGGAUUGGCCACUGAACUUUUGCCUGUCUCUCUGGCUAAUGAUGCUGCUGCUGGCGCCAUAGAUGAGGGGGCACUGCAACAAGGAAGUGAGUUAUCUCCUUCAGACUGCAGUUCAGUUGCGUCGUCAGUCAAAUCCAACAGUGACCGACACAUAAAGAUUAGGAGUAGGCGCAUCUCAGAGAUCCGGCGCACAGCAGCAGCAGCAGCAGUUAGCUCCGGCCGCAGCGCAGAAAUGGGAAAGAAAGGCUCAGUAAAUUGGCCUCCUCCUAAGGCGCAAGAGCGAAGGGCUGCUAACAAAGAUGCCCCUGCCUCUGUCUCGGCGGGCAAUAAGAAAAAAGAAGCAGAAGGGCAGAAGAAAGGAGCAGCAGAGCAAGAGACAGACAAGUUGAAGGGUUUCAAAACAUUAGGCGAGUCGUUCGAGGCAUCUAUGGACAAUACGGAAGGGGCCCACGGGCGCUCUGCACGAAGUGCUGUGACGCAACACAUCUCGACCCUGACUCCGUUCAAUAUUGCCAUCCGGGCCCCCUCACUGGACGCAGAACACGGCGAGCCUCUGGCUCCCAGGUUUGCAUCCGAUCAGCAACAAGGCCAAUGGCGCCCUUCUGCAUCUUCUCGCGCAAGUUUUCGAGGAAAAGCGUUGAGUCAGGGUCUGGAAGAUCUUAGUUCUACCCCUACAGCUGCCUUCAAUGCGAGCUGCUCUACAGAUAGACAGGACAGGUCCGAUGGAGAUGCUGAAGUAAUGGGGCCGCCCCGUCUUACCAGCAGCGGAGACACUGGGAGGCGGCAAUCCUCUUGCUCCCCGCAUAAUUUGCCUUAUGGGGACUGGAAACAGACAAAGACAGAAUUGAACAGUUCUUAUUACCCCACUGCCCCUCCGCUAUGCCAAAAGCGGAGUCUGUACAGCGGGCCGCCGUCCGGGUCUAUCUCAGAAGAGGACCAAGAUAUAGAGACAGGACCUCAAGAACGCAUGCAGCGGGAUCCGGCACUGCUAGGGGCGGCAAAUCUGAGCUCACGUUUGUAUUCUGAGGACAUCAACAACAUCUUGUACCCUAAGAGCUCCUCCAUUGCCUCCGACUUCCACGUGAGACGAGGCUCGUUGGCCAGCGGAGAUGGGAGCGGCACACGCCGUCUUCUUGACCCCAGGCAUGUAACUGAUGAUGACUAUAUUGCCAACCAGAAGGGUCUGUACGGGUAUUCGGGGGUCUCGCCCGAGUACUUCACAAGGGUUUUCGUCGAAAUGUUCCUAAAAGGUGACGAAGUCGAUGAAUUCAUGAAACUUGUCGACUUGGCGGGCCACGGCAAGAUCAAUCAGCCAAUGUUCAAGAGAGCCAUUGUCUCCAUUUACAAAAUGCGAAAGGCGCUUCUCAAAUCCCUAACAAGUCAGGCCAGCAUUUGCAAAACUGUUCGGCGAAUGAUAUCUGUGGUGUUGUGGGUGGCGACUCUGGUGGCGAUGCUACUUGUGUUUGGAGUAAAUCUCAAUACGGUCCUGGUCUCUGGCGCAGCAUCUAUAUCUGCGCUAGUGGUCGCGCUAAGCUACAUUUACCAAAACUUCAUCACUGCCGUCAUAUUCGUGGCAUUUACUAAUCCUUACAACGUGGGCGACAGAGUGCGCAUUGACAAUGGCGAGGCGAUGUACGUGCGCAACAUCCAUACGUACACCACGGAAUUCGUAACAAUUCAUUCCAAGCCGAUUGUGUACAGCAACAGCGUUUUGUUUGGGCGUCAGUUGACUAACGAAUCCCGGGCCACAAACGCCACAUUCUCCAUGCCAAUGCGACUGGACAUUCGCACACAGCUGCAGGCACUCCGUUUCUUAGAGGCGGGAAUGCGCAGGGCCAUCGCUGCGAGGCCUAUGGAUUUUGUGAAAGACUCAUUUAGCAUAUACAUCACUGAUGUGCAGCCAGGACGGUGGAUGGAUAUAACGGUGUGGCUGAGCGCGGUUGAAGGCUGGGGCAACGCACCCAAGGUCUUGCGGCUGCGGACGGACAUGUUUCUCGUACUGCAGCGUCUGUGCACCCGCUUUGGUAUUUCAUACCAAGAACCACUGCUACCAGUGCAUCUUAAUGCCACACAAUUCUCGGCGUCGACCCCGCCACAGCUAGCAGGAACUCCAGCCCCUCAGUUUCGAGCAACACCGUCUCAUGGCGCUGCUGCUGCUGAUCCUAGUUUUUCGCCUUAUUUGAGGAAACAGCGAGACGAGUGUUGGUACAAGGACAGCCCGCCGACUCAUAUGGGCGUGCUUUUGGAAGACGCCCUUUGUGACUCUUCAAUGCUAGCAUCACUCGACUCCCCAAGUGCUCCACCUGUUGCACCGAGGGAGCCACCCCGAAAAGCCCCAAGGAGAAAUUUUCCAGCGUGGCAGGAGCAGAAGCAGUCUCGCAUUGCAGCCAGGCUUAUCGAAGCACGUGCACCAGUCUAUUGCGGCGAACCGGAUGGGUGGAAUUUUGAGGGGCCCAGAGCAGCGUUGAAGUACCGGAGGCGCCACAGACAAUCCAGAUAA